This is a messenger RNA of Cucumis sativus (cucumber), 1815 nucleotides long. RefSeq names its product DEAD-box ATP-dependent RNA helicase 58, chloroplastic. The transcript has 10 exons. Bases 191 to 1720 code for a protein of 509 amino acids. Gene Ontology annotation, molecular function: RNA helicase activity; ATP binding; RNA binding. Lineage: Eukaryota; Viridiplantae; Streptophyta; Magnoliopsida; Cucurbitales; Cucurbitaceae. The record is from RefSeq and is a predicted model, not a curated record.
GCCUUAUCCUUCUUCGAACUUCGAACUUUAGGCGGUUAGGUUCGCAUCGGCAACUUCACAACCGGCGCCCGCGAUUUCUCUAUUACACCCCUUCUUCCCUCUUCCUCUCAGCUCCAGUAGACUCUCUCGCCAUUUUCCCUUCCCCCCUUUUUGAACCUAUCCAAUAUUGCGCGAGCUCACUCCAAUUCCAAUGGCUGCAACCUUUCUUCCCACUACCAAAUUCCCUCCUCCUUGGCUGCUCCUCUCAUCUGAAAGGUCUUUUCCCGUUCAUUUAUCCUUUCAAUUACCAAAUUUUAUCAAUACCAAUGGACCCAUCUACUCCACCUCAAAAUCUAGGCCUCUGCAAGCCCUUCUGAGCUCUUCUUCUUUAAAGAACGUAGCUGAAUCCAAUUUCGAGGCUUCCACUCUCCGGGAAAUCUGCAAUGGACACGUUCCCGAGCAUAUACUGCGCAGAACUGAGGAAAUUGGAUUUGUUGCCCCAACUGAUGUGCAGAGGCAAGCUCUCCCAGUUUUGUUUUCGGGUCGGGAUUGUGUGCUUCAUGCGCAGACAGGUUCUGGGAAGACACUGACAUAUUUGCUGUUGAUAUUUUCUGUAAUCAACGCUAAAAAAUCAGCUGUUCAAGCAUUGAUUGUAGUACCCACACGGGAGUUAGGAAUGCAAGUGAGAUUGAACUCUGUUACAAAAGUUGCUAGGAUGUUAGCCGCCAAGCCUGCUGCAUCUGAAGAUGGGCUAAAUUCUUAUGUUGUCAUGGCUCUUUUAGAUGGAGGCUUGUUGAGAAGACACAAGACUUGGUUAAAGGCAGAUCCCCCUGAAAUACUGGUGGCGACUGUAGGAAGCUUGUGCCAAAUGGUAGAGAGACAAUUUCUUGACCUUGGUUCAUUGAAUGUGCUGGUAAUUGAUGAGGUUGAUUUCAUGUUUAGUUCCUCAAAGCAAGUUAGUUCCCUAAAAAAACUAUUGACGUCAUAUUCUUCAUUCAGUAACCGUCAGACGAUUUUUGCAAGUGCAUCAAUUCCGCAGCAUAGGCAUUUUCUUCAUGAUUGUAUACAGCAGAAGUGGACCAAGAGUACUGUUGUUCAUAUUCAUAUUAACUCAACUCAGCCCAUGCCAUCAUGUUUACUGCAUAGAUUUGUGACAUGUGAGAAGAACAAAAAGCAUCAAACCCUCCUGACCUUGUUACUAACAGAUAUUCCUCAGUCUGCAAUCAUUUUUGUCAGUGAGCAGGAAAAUCUAGUUCUAGGAAGCCAAUCCGUUCAAAUAGUUGCAAAAGAAUUGAAGAAUUGUAACUUGUCUGAUUCUGUUACACUGGAUUUGCAGUCAGAGAAGUCAAAGAAGGCCGGAAAGAUUCCACCAACAACCUUGAUGAUUGAUUUCUUGAAGGCCUCAUAUGGUGGUUGUUCUGACGUCAUUCUUCUCGAGGAAGAUGUGAAUUACAAUUUACGAGCUUCUUCCCUGUCGGAACUGAGACAAGGAGGAAGUUAUCUUAUUGUAGCAACUGACAUAGUGGCCAGGGGAAUUGAUUUGCCUGAAACAACCCAUAUAUACAACUUCGAUCUGCCUCGAUGUGCUAUUGACUAUCUUCAUCGAGCUGGACGGACAGGUAGGAAACCAUUUUCUGAGGAGAAAUGUGUGGUUACUAAUCUUAUAACAUCAGAAGAGAGGUUUGUUUUGCAAAAAUUUGAAAAUGAACUGCUCUUUAUCUGUGAGGAGGUGGUUGUUUAGACCAUGAAUCUCUAACUUCAACAUUUAUAUGAGAUCCCUGACCGGGGGUUCAAAUUUCAUGAGCUUAUACAAAGACAAGAUUUUAAUUUAGCCAA